Dichomitus squalens LYAD-421 SS1 is the source of this 1326-nucleotide messenger RNA. RefSeq names its product ribonuclease III. Gene Ontology annotation, biological process: regulation of gene expression; primary miRNA processing; rRNA processing. The transcript has 9 exons. The record is from RefSeq and is a predicted model, not a curated record. The coding region runs from base 39 to 1019 and encodes 326 amino acids. Gene Ontology annotation, cellular component: nucleus. Gene Ontology annotation, molecular function: ribonuclease III activity; double-stranded RNA binding. NCBI's taxonomy places the organism in Eukaryota, Fungi, Basidiomycota, Agaricomycetes, Polyporales, Polyporaceae.
CUCUCCCAGCCUCUUCUUGUGCCGAGUGAGCUACGGGUAUGGCGUCCGCCGCUAACGGGCCUGGUCUGCCUCGUAUCUUCCUCCCCAGCGGGCGAACUCCAAUCAAGCCAGAGUUCCCGAAUGGACUUCCCCCGCUACCUGACAUACAGUCCGAGCAGCUGCGCUUGCAGGUGUUCACCCAUCGCAGCUUCUUUGCGCGCCCAACCCAUAUCUUUGAGGACAUGCCAGAUGACCCCAGUCCGGACAACGAGAUGCUUGAGCAUCUCGGGGAUACUGUACUUAAUUUGGUUGUGACAGGGCUGUUGAGAGAAGUCUACCCAUGCUUGCGGGUGGGGCCCUCUACGAAAAUACGCGCUCUAAUCGUUGGGAACCCCACCCUUGCCUCGAUCUCUGUCCAGUAUCGUCUGCCUGAGAGGUUACGCAUGCACCCUGCGCAGGCGAUCACGCUGCAAGCGUCCACAAACAUUCAAGCUGAUCUUUUCGAGUCUUUCGUAGGCGGCGUGUACCUUGACCGUGGUCUUGAAGUCACGAAGACCUGGCUGCACCCGCUCUUCCGUCCCUACAUUGUCGAAGCGUACCGCAUCGUCCGCGUGCAGCACGGCCUUCCCCCGGAUCCCGACCCUCCCUACCCCCUCCUCCACUCUGCCUACCGCCAUGUCUCCCUAACCCCGCCUAUGCGCGGCUCUGGCGUCGCGACCCCGGACAACAGCGGGAUCCCAGCGUCGUCCUGGUCUAUCCCGCCGCCUCCGCGCAUCCCGGGGAACGUCGGCCACCUCUCGCUGUUCAACCAGCACAUGCAGCAGCAGGGCAAGUUCGUCGAGUGGGUGUACACGGACAGCGAGGGCGAGGGGACGAAGACGACGCCCAUCUGGGUCGUCCGCGCCAUGUGCGAGGGCGAGUGCCUCGGGCGCGGGCGCGGGAGCACGAAGAAAGCCGCGCGGAACGAGGCCGCGAAGGAGGGGCUCGUGCACCUCGGCAUAUACAUUUCGCAGCCGGAAGGGUUCUACGCGGCUGCCUGAGCCUUGGCACCUUGUCUCCAGACUCGCGCUGGAUGCACGCAGCAGACGAAGCUGGUCAUCCCGCUCAGGUGUGAAGUCAAUGUGCGAGGGUUAUCUUAGACGGACGUUCAUACCCAGGACUCGGACGGAUGGAAUGCUGACCGCAGGGAAAUGGAUUCUAGCGUGUCAUCGCUUGCUUUUGCUGUGUUUUCGUCAUGCUCGCUGAUUGCUUUCAGUUACUUGUGUUUUUCUGUUGCUUCUUUGUGGUGCAUAUGUGCUAUGAUCUACGUGCCUUGUGUCUUAUAUAUUGGAUAUGCAAGAUCAAAUG